This is a messenger RNA of Ectocarpus siliculosus, 4866 nucleotides long. NCBI's taxonomy places the organism in Eukaryota, Phaeophyceae, Ectocarpales, Ectocarpaceae. The record is from the annotation of a GenBank genome assembly.
AUGGAUGCUGCUGCUGCUGCUACGCGGAGGGAGAGAAGUGCUGCGAGAACCAAGGGUAGCAGUGUGCGGGCAAGAGCCAGCAUACCGCCCACAGCCGGGGAGGGAAUCGCAUCGAGCAAGUCCAACACUCAGCGGGUGCCGUCUCUACCUUCUCGGCGAGCCAAUGCCAACGCCGGUGCAGCAACAAACGAUGCUAUUAAGAACGGUGCCCGACCGGCCACAGCUCCGGUGAACUCGGAAGAGGGGGAGGUGGUGGGCUUGCCGGGACUUUCCAGCCUGAACGUGGCCGACGCCGUGGUGACAGAGUACGAGAAGCUUCUGGCGGCCGUGCCCACCAUGGCGAGGCACAUGGGGAAGCUCCAGCUGGACACCGAGGUCAUGGCGGAGGGUCUCGAGAGGCGCGUGCGCAGUCUGGUAGACGGCUACCGCGAGCUGAACGAGCUGGUGGACCAGGCCCCCGUCAGGGUUAGCGACGCCGCCUCGGAGUACGCGCAGGCUCUCGGCCUUCGCCGCACUCAAGGCUCGCCCCUUCUGGGCGAUGGUGCCGGCAUGGAUGGAUCGGAUGAGGCUCUGGACGUGGAGGGGAUUCACAGGGAGCUGUUCGCGCUAAAGGAGGCCAAGAUUGCCCUCGACGCGGCGAUCAUGCUCGCCCCCACCGAUCCCACGCAGCGGCAGCAGCGGCGAGGGGCACUAGAUCGCCACUCCACAAGUUCUGCCAGAGUUGCAAAUCGAGCUAGCCGCGGCGUUCAAGGCGUGUCGAGGCGUAGCGGCAUCACGGCUGUCGCCGGUGGUGGCGGUGAGCGGUCCUACCGGCGUACCGUAGCCGCGGUGGCAGCCGGGGCUCGAGCAGGUACCCGGGGCGGAAGGGCUGGUGAUGUGGCGGCGGCGGCGGUGGCGGCUGCCGGGGGCGUGACCAGGAGGCCGAGCGACAGGCGUGCCCUGGUCGAAAUGCAGGUAGACCCGGAUCGUCCUCUCCCCUUGCCUACGUUCCCGGGCCACGGGAAGCUUCUUGGGGGGGAAGCGAAGCAUCACAGCAAUAACCACCACCAGCAGCAGGCACCAUCCGGCAACAGUCUGCCUGGCGAUCUUAAGCACCCGGGCAGCGGCGGCGGCGGCGGCGAGGCCGACCAACCAGGAGAAGGGCACUACCACGGGUAUUUCGUGCCGGGGGUGGUUGCCCCCAAGCAGCGGCAGAGUCACGGCCUCCCGCGAGAGCUUCGCGCCAUCUCCACCAUCCCGACCCCGGAAAAACGGCCAGCGAGUCGCGCCACCGCCUCCGCCAGUGGCCAACGGCGUCGCGUGCGCUCGAGGUCUGCCUUAGCGCAGCCGCCGUCCGCCCGUAGGGCAGCCGCGGUGCCGGUGGCACCGCCGCUGCCCCGCCAACCGGCGGAAGCAACGGCGAUAGGUCCAGGGAGCGGCGGGUAUGGUGUGUCUGCGUCCCGCCCGGAUCCCGGGUCCUCGGCGGCGUUGGCGAGUGCCCGCGACCAGCGCAGGUCGACCAGGAGGGCAGUGGACGCGCUGAGGAAGGAGAUGCUAGAGCGGGAGGCCAGGCUGGAGCGAGAGCUGGACAGGCUCAGGGACUCGCGGUCGCAACGCGCCGCAUCCGCCGCCGUCGCCGAAACCGGCCCGGCGUCGAAGGCGGCGCCUUCUCCGAAGGCGACGCCCGCCCCGGCGAUCGGUAAGAGGCGUGGUUCAACAGCAGCAGCAGGAGGAGGAGGAGGAGGGAGGGGGCGGGGCGCUAGCCGCGGGCGACGUCGAGCACCGCCGUCGUCGCGGGUGCAAGCGCCAAAACAGAAGCCUGCUGGUGCUGGUGCUGGGGCUGUUUCUCGAGACUCUGUCGGCGAGGAGGCGGAAGGGGCCGAUAACGACGACGAGGAGGGUGGGCGGGGUUCGCGACCGGUGGCUCGAUCAGUCGAUACGGCCGACGCGCAGGCUCAGACGGCAGCCGACGGGGUGCAGCUGUUCCUCCACCCCCAGCCUGCGAUCCGCGAGGCUCUCCGAGUGCCCGCCAACCAACCGUCGCCGGAAGGCCACGCGGUCGGCGCUCAUCAACAGACGAGGAGCACAGGCAACGUUGUCGAAGAGCACUACUACCUCGAUGAUGCAUCCUUCUUGUCGUCUGUGUCGGGGGGGGGGGAGGAGGAUGGCAGUGGCCUGGGCCGCCAGCUAGGCGGGCGGCUGCACGUGUCGCCGCCGGGCCCCGUGGUGUUUGUAGAGGGAGAAGGCCGAAACCGUUACUGGCGGCCGGCGGACGACGACCGACUGCUCCGGGGGGAAGGAGGCUCCUCCGCCGCUGCCUUUGGCGCCACGAGCGCUACCGGCGCCAGCGGCGCCGAAGCUCUCCACAGCGGAGACGCCAGGCUUAUCCUCGCCGCCAAGGAAGAUAACGACGAUGGUAGGCCGGAGCGGGAGAUUCGGCUAACUACCGGGCGGCUCGAGGCGGCGGCAGUAGCGCCGGAGUCGGUGCAGGACGGCGCGUGGGUGGAGCUAGCCGGCAUGUUGGCGAUGUCGGCUGCUCCGCCGACGGCCAGGCCGUCGAUCUCUGAGACGCUUUCUGGUGAGGGGCAGGCUGGGAAGAGCUCGACGGAGGCAGCGGCGGCUUCUCCCGAGCUGUUGGACCUCAUGCGGGAGGUGGUGGGGCAGCAGCGGGAGAUGGGGGAGGAGAGGAGAGAAGAGGAGGGAAAAAGCGGGUCGGCAGACGGAGGGCAAGGGGAACAGCAGCUGGUUGAUCGACCUACUCCGACGGACAGGUUCUGGCCAAUCACAAGCGAGCACGACGCGGCGGAAUUGGCAGAAGAAUCGGGGUCGGGCACGAACGGGGAAGGUUCGGGGAUGGGUGUUCAAGGCCAAGGUGUCGCGGCGGCGAAGGUGGUGGCGGUUAGAGACGACGGGGGCACCGAGGAAGAGAAGGGGGAGGCGGGGGGUGUAUCGGCACAGCAGCCACCGCCACAAACCUUCAGGUCGAACCUGGGGCGCUUGCUUGCGGCCGGGAGCGGGUGGAAAGACGUCCCUCUGGAGGAAGAUGGCGAUGGAGCGGCUGAGAAGGUCUUCAAAACCUCCUUGGGUCGUGCCUUGGCCGGCGGUCCGGGUGGUGCCUUGAAGGGAGAGGCCGGUGUCCUCGGCGUCGGCGGCGGGGCCAAUUCCGGAUCGAGCCGAACAGGCACAAGUCGUGCCGCCGGCGAACCGGAUGUUCAGGAACUCCUGUGGGAAGCGGGGAGAAGAGGGGACACGGGGGCUUUGUCCCCUGAAACGGCCGUCAGGAAGCGAGCGUCGGCGCUGGAGUCUCGCAGGUUCCUCUCUGCGGUGUCUGAGUCCGAGGCGAAGAGGUGUGCCGAAGAACGGGAUGGCGGACUUUCAUCCCCUGGGAGUGACGUUGAUGGAGACAGCGAGGCGGAGGCAUUGGAGCAGGAGGCGCGCGCCAAGUCUGCUAGAGAGGGCAGACAUAGACACCCCCCUCCCGACUCCCCCCUUCCAGUCUCUUCUACCUCACGACAACAAGAACAGCAGCAGCUGCAACCACAGCAAGAUGGUCAAGGUGGCGAGAGGCUACACCUUUCUCUGGCCACUGCCGUACUAUCGGUGGCCCAAAGGCUGAGUGCAGUCGAGGAGAGAGCCUUGGCGAGGGCGGAAGGGGCGGAGGGUUUGGCCAGGCAAGCGAUGGAGGAGACAAGGAAAGAGGGAGCGGACGGGCGACAGCGGCAAUCGGAGGUCAUGCAUCGGCUGGAGGAGAUGGAACACGGUUCGGAGAAGCGGGCAAGGGUAGUCGCAAGGGAGAUCGCGGAGCUGAGAGAAGAGGGCCGCCUGGAGAGGCAAAGGAUAAGCCAGCUGCAGCAGACCCGCGGUAAUCGGUCUGGCGAGGCCGAGGCCCUGGGGGUCAGCAACGCCGGUCGGGAUUGGAGCUCAGGAGGAGGAGGGGGGCCGAGACCGCACUUGACUCUGCUCAUGUCUGCGCACCCCCGCCUUAAGAGGGGGGGAAACCGGGGGUCUUCGCGUGGCGGGCAUGUCAAGGCUCCUCUUCACGCCCAGACUGAUGACGGUAAGGGGUGUAGCGGUGGUGUUGCUGGCAGCGGUGGUGGCGGCCGACGGCGUGGUUCACGGUCUCUAGGAGGACCGUUCCCAGGAACGGUUCGCGAGAACGGUGACGGUGGGUUACGCAGGCCAGGGUUUCCGGAGCAGAGUGCGGGCCUUGGUGUCGAGAUCGGUGGUGGCGUCGGGGGUGACGCUGGAUCACCGUCCCUUAGCGACAGCGGCCAGAGCCUAGAGCCGGGGCAGACGGCGCAGAGACUUUCCUGGCACGGGGACGAUGCCCGUAGAGGUCUCGGGGUUGCUAGCGGCGGGGUCGGGGUUGCCGGGGCAUCGUGGCUGCGUCAUCAUAUCUCGACGGCGUCGGAAGGCACUGGGUCUUGUUCAGCCGGGGAGGCGAGCAGCGGGGCGGAGAUGGGGGAGGCGCCUCCUGCGUUGUCGGAGGAGGAUUUGGACGGUUUCCUAGAGGAAGGAGGCGGCAGGGAGUGGGACCGAUCAUCGCGGCCCAUGGUGGCGUUGAAAGUUGGGAACAGGCCUGGCAGGCGGAGACAAACCGAGAUUCAGCGCGCCGUCGCAGAAGCCGAGCUCGACCUGUGCACCGCCACCGGUGUGGACUACUACCGCGACCUCGCCCAAUCAACGGAGUUGUUAGCCGCCGAGCCCGCCGGGAAGGAAAAUGGGGGCCCCGCGGAAGGCUCUGAUACAGCAGCAGUAGUACCGGCAGGCCAACUCAGAGAUCCCGACGAUGGUGUAGUUGGGGAAGAUAAGGAGGCGUUUUCGCCGGAACAGAAGGACAGUGGCAGAGCAGAGAGACAGGAACUUGAGCCAGGAGAAGUACCGUAG